Molecule: messenger RNA, 639 nt
Organism: Amphimedon queenslandica
Lineage: Eukaryota; Metazoa; Porifera; Demospongiae; Haplosclerida; Niphatidae
Exons: 3
Coding region: 98-541 (147 amino acids)
Source: RefSeq, a predicted model, not a curated record
CAUGAACAUAAUUAGAUAAAUAAGAUCAUGUGACUACUCUCUAGUCUUGUGACGUCUUGUGUUACAGUCAACAUUAUCUUGUUCAAUCUGAAGUAAAAUGGAAAGUGAGGGAUCCACUACAGAAUGUAUUCCUGAAGAAGAUACUGCUAAACUAACAUUGGAUCCACCUCCAGCUUAUGCCCCACCUCCAGACUCAUCUUCACAGGCAGUCCAGUAUUUCUCUCAAGAGCAAGCUGCAGUUAUAAUUCCAUCACAGACUCAAAUUCCACAGUAUGUACUUCCUGAUGAUUACUUGAUACUUGUAUCAAUCCUGACUUUACUAUGUGUAAUAGUCAACGUCACUUCACUCAUAUUUGGAAUACCAGCUCUAUAUCUCUCUUGGCAGGCAUAUGUUGGUAAGAGGGAAGGUUUAUAUGCAAAGACUAAGAGAAACGGCUACAUAUCUGCUAUCUUGAGUCUCCUCAAUUUGCUCUACACUGGAUGCGUCACUAUAUUAUUCAUUGGACUGUUUAUUGGAUUUCGUUGUGGUUAUGGGGUUUAGGUUAUUAAUUCUCAUUUUUAUUUUUACUACAUUCCAUCAUGAUAAGCCUGAUUUCAUUUAUAUAAUUACUAUGAAUUUAUUGAUAUAAUUACAACAUA